Molecule: messenger RNA, 432 nt
Organism: Entamoeba dispar SAW760
Lineage: Eukaryota; Evosea; Mastigamoebida; Endamoebidae
Exons: 6
Coding region: 1-432 (143 amino acids)
Biological process (GO): transmembrane transport
Cellular component (GO): membrane
Molecular function (GO): ATP binding; ABC-type transporter activity
Source: RefSeq, a predicted model, not a curated record
AUGUGUGAGGAUAUUUUCAUUGAUUAUAUUAAAAACUUACAAGAUGGAAAUGGUCCAAAAUUUGGAAUGAUUUUUCAAAUAUUCUCAAUAGCUAUUACAGGUUAUAUUCCUGAAUUUAUUAAAUCAUGUGAUCUAACACUUGUACUGAUAGUAGCAGUUCCAUUAUCAUAUUUCUUUCAGAGAUUUCAAAUGAAAAUGAACAUUUUAAUAAAAUCAAAGGAUAAUUAUGUUUUAUUUUUUGUUCAUACUCACUUGGAAUUUUGUAUAUACAAGUAUCAGCUUAUAAAAUAUUUACAACAAUUGGUAGAAUACAGAUAUGAUUGUCAAUCUACAGUUGGUGAAUGUUUUAAUAGAUGUAAUGUGAAUAUUAAAUUUAAAGAUGUUCAAUUUUUAGGGCAUCAGAAUAUUGGAAAUCAACUAGUAUUCAAUUAA